This is a messenger RNA of Venturia canescens, 2346 nucleotides long. RefSeq names its product ras-related protein Rab-2 (gene Rab2). NCBI's taxonomy places the organism in Eukaryota, Metazoa, Arthropoda, Insecta, Hymenoptera, Ichneumonidae. Gene Ontology annotation, molecular function: GTPase activity; GTP binding. Gene Ontology annotation, cellular component: Golgi apparatus. The record is from RefSeq and is a predicted model, not a curated record. The coding region runs from base 142 to 786 and encodes 214 amino acids. The transcript has 4 exons. Gene Ontology annotation, biological process: vesicle-mediated transport.
CAUGACGUCACGCAAUCGUCCAAGUCCAAGCAGCAGCGAGGAUAAAAAAGUGUAGCUAAUAAAAAACUGUGUAACGUCGUUUCGAAGUGCGUGUAACUAGUAUUUCGAGUGUUGCUUCUUUUAAAGCUUUUUGAAAUAAAAAUGUCGUACGCUUAUCUCUUCAAGUACAUCAUUAUUGGGGACACAGGAGUCGGAAAAUCAUGCCUUCUUCUACAAUUCACCGAUAAGAGAUUUCAGCCUGUUCAUGACCUGACCAUUGGUGUGGAAUUCGGAGCUCGCAUGAUAACCAUUGAUAAAAAACAGAUUAAGCUGCAAAUAUGGGACACUGCAGGACAAGAAGCAUUUCGUUCAAUAACACGAUCUUAUUAUCGUGGAGCGGCUGGAGCUCUUUUAGUUUAUGAUAUCACGCGCAGAGAAACGUUCAAUCAUUUAACAACGUGGUUGGAAGAUGCAAGGCAACACUCAAAUUCCAAUAUGGUGAUAAUGUUGAUCGGCAAUAAGAGUGAUCUUGAUGCCAGAAGAGAAGUCAGGCAAGAAGAGGGUGAAGCUUUCGCUCGUGAACACGGUCUCGUGUUCAUGGAAACUAGUGCCAAAACAGCGGCCAAUGUGGAGGAAGCUUUUAUCAACACAGCCAAGGAAAUAUACGAAAAAAUUCAAGAAGGAGUCUUUGAUAUAAAUAAUGAGGCGAACGGAAUAAAAAUUGGUCCCCAGCAUUCGCCGACAAGCCCUGGUGGAUUAUCAGGCACCGGAGGUCAGGGCAAUGCGCAAGGGGGUGGAUGCUGCUAGGGGCUGGGGCUUGCUUGUCCGCUGCUAACUCGUUCUUCAAACUGAUCAAAGAUCAUCAACCGCCGCCUGCUCGAUUGAUCGUUUUAUCAUUAUUUCGUAUCUUUAUUUGUUUUUUUUAAGCAAAUUUUUCAACUCGAACGAUAUGAUUAGUACGUGCAAGUUCAUGGGUGUGUCUCCAGUUUGUGGCAAAGUUCUAACAUGUCUGUUAAACAUUUUCAACUGCUUUUUUUUAAGCUCGAUUAUAAAAAAACAUGAAAAUAUGCAUGUUUAUAUGAAUGUGCGUUACAAAAGUUUCGAGAGUCGCCCACGGAUAUGAAGUUUGCUCGUGCAGAAAGGAAAAACUAGCAGCUAUGGAUGACGUAGAAAAGAAAACGAAAAUUGAAUCUCGACAUAAAAAAAUCGCAACAGCCCUUAUCAUCCAUAUACUUUGAUACGAACUAUAGAUUUCUUGGAAUGAAAAAAGUAGUUGAAAAAUGUUCACUCAAAAAGUUGCUAAAAAUACAAACGAUUACGAAUUUUGAUUGGUGAUGAGAGAAAAGAGUAGAAACGAAGAUUCCGGCGACAGAAACGAUGGGUAACAAUACACUCGUUCGAGUAACUCGACUUUGUGCGUGUAUGUAUCGAUGUACCUAAAAAUAAUUGUAAUUAUGAAUUAUUUCUUUUCAUUCCUUUUUUGAGUUCGAUUAAUUUAACUCUCCGAGCUGUACAAUAUCUCCGAGAGAAAAAUAAGAGAUAAACAAAGAAAAAGGAGUCAAAGAAGAAAUAUUAAACGAAAACAAAAAAAAAUGAAGAAAGGGAAGCCUAAACUAACGUAUAUGAAUGGUAACCGUGUACAUUUAAGUUGCGAGGUUUUUCAUUUUCACGAAGCGUCAUAGAAUCGAAUGUGCAAUUUUUAUAUAAUUGUACACUUCUUAUCAUUCUAUGUCUCAAAAUUGUUUGUUUAUUUUUUUUUAAAUCCGCAUGUAUUGAUCAAUGAAUAUUAAUCGUUAUUGGCUUUGAUAGUUUCAAUUUUAAAUACGCAAUUACCAACGAUUAUCAUGCAAUCGCAUUUAAAAAUAAUAAUAGAGCUGAUCAAUCUUGAUUGAUUUAACAGCGUCAGAACUUGCCCGGAACAAGACAACCAAACGAUCGAUCUUGACAAAAAUAAUCGAUGAUAAAGAUGUACCAUACUGAUAAUAUUGAAAUGAAAAAAAAUCCUUAGCGCACAUAUCCUCUUCUAAAUCCUCUCCUACGACCCCCCCCCCCCCCUCCCCCCCUCGCUCAUCUUCAUUUAUUAUUUGUAUUCAUUUAGAACUAGUCAGCAAAUAAGAGAUGUGAUUAUUCCUUUGAUCGUCUUACAUUAUAUGUAUAUUGAAAAAGAAAAACGUAUCUUAAGCACGUACUGUAUAAUCGAUUGUAUAAGUUAAAGACAACAACAACAACAACAACAACAACAACAAACGACAAACAAGAAACUGCGAAGAAAUGAAUGAUAAAAUAAACAUGAACUAUACGUUACACACACAAUGCCUUCAUUGUGCUCGAUCGUAAUAAAUAUUCGUUCACUAUUGCUCAGUGAAA